AGGUGAUGAAGCAGAUUCCUCUGGGCGACCUCCGCCCCGACGAGACGGUGCGAGCCACGCAGGAAGCCCAGCUGCUGUCUCAGCUGCACCACCCGGCCAUCCUGGCCUUCUACCACAGCUUCCUGGAGCUGGACGCCUUCUGCAUCGUCACCGAGUUCUGCCAGGACCGGGAUCUGGACUGUAAGCUGGAGGAGCUGAGACGAGGGGGGCGGAGCCUCCCUGAAACGCAGGUCGUUGAUUGGCUAGUCCAGCUGCUGCUCGGCCUUCACUACAUGCACGACAGGCGGAUCCUCCACCGAGACCUGAAGGCCAAGAACAUCUUCCUGAAACGGAACCUCGUUAAAAUCGGUGAUUUUGGAGUUUCCUGCCUGCUGAUGGGGUCAUGUGACCUGGCCACCACCUUCACAGGGACGCCGUACUACAUGAGCCCCGAGGUGCUGAACCACCAGGGAUACGACUCCAAGUCUGACAUCUG
Molecule: messenger RNA, 475 nt
Organism: Etheostoma cragini (Arkansas darter)
Lineage: Eukaryota; Metazoa; Chordata; Actinopteri; Perciformes; Percidae
Product: serine/threonine-protein kinase Nek11-like
Exons: 4
Biological process (GO): protein phosphorylation
Molecular function (GO): protein kinase activity; ATP binding
Source: RefSeq, a predicted model, not a curated record